AUGCCGGAUUCACCGUGCAUUCCUUCCCAAACAGCUACACUGGAGAACGAGGAAGGGCUCCCCACUGAUACAAGUGUCGUUGCACAAUCCUUGGGUCCCCAGCUAGAUACUGGUAACCAGUACGUUAAAUAUCGUCAGAAAUUCUGGCAGUUAUGGUUACCGAGGGACCCACCUCCACCGCCACCUUUUUUCUUCGAGGAUGCUCAACUAACGCCGCUUGCUAAUGCUUCCAUCUGCUCUCGGCUCACCUACUCGUGGAUGACAGAACUGAUGGUCCUUGGCUACCAGCGCACCCUCCUGGCAUCAGAUUUAUACGAGCUAGAUUUCUCGAGGCAGGCUGGGCCCCUCGCAGAGAAGCUCGAAGCUGCAUGGAAAAUGCGCGUCAAGGCGGCAGCCGAUUGGAAUGCUGAGUUAGACCGGGGCGAAAUACGCCCUUCAGUCGUGAAACGGGUGCUAUGGGCUUUCCGUGCGAUUCCAUUGCAAAGUGGGCCUCAAAAACAUACUUAUUCUGAGCGUUAUGCUGAACUGGAACAAUCCUGGAGGGAGGUAGGAGGGAAGAAAGCUCCGAGUCUUGCAUGGGCUCUUAAUGAUGUAUUUGGAUGGUAUUUUUGGCCUAGCGGAGUUUUCAAGGUGGUCGGAGAUGUAGCUCGGUUGUUGGGACCUCUUGUUCUCAAAGCCAUUAUAUCAUUCGCUGAGCAGCGUUCAACCGCUCGCUCGGCUGGUGAACCGCUCCCUAACGUCGGUCGCGGUAUCGGCAUGGCGAUAGGUUUAUGGGUCUUGACGAUUGUGACUAGCGUGUGCACCAAUCAGUUCUUUUGGCACUCCAUGGAAACGGGUAUCCUUGCGCGUGCUGCUCUUAUUGCAUGCAUCUAUAAGCGUGGUGUUAAGCUGACCGGAAAGGAGCGCGUAAAGCUUACGAAUGCUGCCUUGAUCAACCAUAUUUCUACAGACGUGAGCAGAGUGGAUGCAUGCGCCCAGUGGUUUGUGACUUGGACGGCACCGAUUCAAGUGACUAUCUGUUUGAUCAUACUCUUAGUGGAAUUAGGGCCGUCUGCUCUGGCGGGUUUCUCUUUGUUUGUUCUUAUCAUUCCCUUGCAACAGUGGUUGAUGAGGCUACAACGCCGGAUUCGCCUCCGGUCCAUGGUGUGGACGGAACGUAGGACCAAGGUGUUAUUGGAGGUUUUGGGGGCGAUGCGCGUUAUAAAGUACUUUUCCUAUGAAGUGCCCUAUCUACACAAGUUGUUUUCUCUGCGUAAAAAGGAGUUGAACGAGAUCUGUAGAAUCCAAAUCCUGACAAGUGCGAGUUUUGCUUUGGGGACAUCCUUACCGGUUCUCGGAACGACGCUAGCUUUCGUCACGUACACGCUCACGUCGCGCAACUUCAACACGGCAAUCAUCUUUUCCAGUUUAAGUUUGUUCCAGCUUCUUCGCCAACCAAUGAUGUACAUGCCACGUGCCCUUGCUGCAAUCCCAGAUGCUGCCUCUGCUCUCGAGCGUCUAUCAGAUAUUUUCCACGCAGAGCUUAUUGCAGACGAGCCGCUGGUGAUCCAUAAGUCUCAAAAAGAAGCGGUCCUUGUCCGUAAUGCGACAUUUGAAUGGGAGUCAUCUGAGAAGAAUGACCGGAGUGUUCCAGAUAUCGCGUCCGGGGAAAGGAGGGAUGGGGCGCGUGGCGGAAGUGGUUGUCACAGAAGUCGCCGGGGGAAGGCUGGCGAGGGGAAGGACAAGCUACGUAAAGAUGUGCCUGUGUUCAAGGUGCAGGGUGUCAACUUGGCUAUUCCCCGUGGUUGUUUGACCGCAAUUGUGGGCCCCGUUGGCAGUGGGAAGUCAAGUCUUUUGCAGGGCAUCAUAGGUGAGGUGCGAAAAGUGUGUGGUGAUGUCUCGGUCGGUGGUAGGGUGGCAUAUUGCUCUCAGACAGCUUGGAUCCAGAAUGCCACGCUAAGGGAAAACGUGUUGUUUGGGCAACCAUUCAAUGAAGAGAGAUACUGGCAUGUGAUUGAGUUGUCGUGUCUCCUCCCUGAUCUAGCAUUACUGCCAGAUGGCGACUUGACAGAGAUCGGGGAAAGAGGGAUCAAUUUGAGUGGUGGCCAAAAGCAACGUGUCAAUAUUGCGAGGGCGUUGUACUUUAAAUCUGAAAUCGUCAUUUUCGAUGACCCACUUUCUGCUGUUGACGCUCACGUCGGCAAGUCUCUUUUUGAAGAUGCUAUCCUCUGCUCGCUUCGCGGUCGUGGAGUGACAGUUCUUCUUGUUACACAUGCUCUCCACUUCCUUCCUCAGGUCGAUUACAUAUACACAAUGAAGGAUGGCGUGAUCGUUGAGAGAGGGACGUUCGAUGAGCUGCUGGAACGGAACGGAGAAUUCGCAAGGUUGGCCCAAGAAUAUGGUGGUCACACCGAGCGUGUGGGUGAGGCCGUUGAGGAAGACGAUGUUAGUGACAAUCUUGCAUUGCAAAAUAAGGACGUGACAAUCGAGGAUGUGAAGCUUAAGUCCACCAAAACACGUGAACGAGUGGAGGGGAAGGGAAAGGUUGAAGGCCGGCUAAUAGUCAAGGAACGGCGUAACACGGGAUCCGUAUCCCUCAAAGUACAUUGGGCAUACCUGGUUGCUGGGCGUGGUGCUAUUAUGCUACCGCUCAUUAUAAUGCUCAUGAUCGUGAUGCAGGUAAGUCAGAUCAUGGGUUCGUACACCCUCGUUUGGUGGGAAUCAAAUACCUGGAACCGUCCCAACUCGUUUUAUCAAAUCCUAUAUGGAUGCUUCGGUAUCGGACAAGCUUUGUUCACUUUCUUCGUCGGUGCGAGUGUCGACCUUAUGAGCUAUUUUGUCUCCCAGAACCUACAUUACCAGUCUAUGAGAACGGUAUUCCAUGCCCCUGUCUCAUUUUUCGAUACCACCCCAGUGGGCAGAAUCCUGGGCGUAUUCGGAAAAGAUGUGGACAGUGAGUGGUUCCUUGUUCUUGCGAAAACAAUGUUUUUUAUCAUCCUUACAAUGUCUUUAGUUCUGGGGUCUGUAGUGGUCGUUUCCAUUCUGGAACCAUAUUAUCUUGCCGCUGUGGUGAUUCUCUAUCUAGGCUACAGCUACUUGGUUGGGUUUUAUCGUGCUAGCGCUCGAGAAGUCAAGCGACUAGAUUCGAUGCUCCGCUCCCUGCUGUAUGGCCACUUCUCGGAAACAUUCACAGGCCUUUCUACCAUACGCGGUUACGGAGAGAUGAAAAGAUUCGUCAAGGCUAAUAGAUAUUACAUCGAUCUAGAGAAUAGGAGCUUAUACCCAGUCAUCGCGAACCAGAGAUGGCUUGCUGUCAGGCUUGAAUUCAUGAGCGCCACGCUUACGUUCCUCGUUGCGUUGCUUGCGGUCACGGAUGUGUCUGGUAUUAACGCGGCACAGAUCGGCCUGACGUUGACUUAUACCAUGAUAUUGUCGCAAAUGCUUUCCUUUGUGACGAGGCAGACGGCGGACGUCGAGAACAACAUGAAUUCGGUCGAGAGGAUUUUACAAUACACCAGGGAAGAAACCGUUCCCCAAGAGGCUCCCCACGAGAAACCUGAAGUUAAGCCCCCAGCUGACUGGCCUCACGAAGGCGCCAUAGAAUAUAAGGAUGUACAGAUGAGUUAUAGACCAGGACUGCCAAACGCCCUUCACGGGAUCUCGCUUUCUAUUCAAGGAGGCGAGAAGAUCGGUAUCGUCGGAAGGACGGGCGCAGGGAAAUCUUCUUUGAUGCUGGUGUUGUACAGAAUUGUGGAGUUAUCGGGUGGAUCUAUCAUUUUGGACGGCAUCGAUAUAUCGACUUUGGGAUUGAAGGAUCUUCGUACCAAGAUAUCUAUCAUACCUCAGGACCACCUUCUUUUCAGUGGUACGAUUAGGUCGAACUUGGAUCCUUUCAACCAAUACGACGAUGCCAAGUUAUGGGACGCGCUAUACAGGUCGUGUCUUGUCGACCGGCCGUCCCUCAAAGCAGAAGAAGAGACGCGCGCGAACCGAUAUACCUUAGAAACCGUGAUCGAGAGCGAAGGUGCCAACUUGAGCGUCGGUGAGCGAUCGCUGCUCAGCCUUGCACGUGCACUCGUGAAGGAUUGCAAGGUCGUUGUCCUUGACGAGGCUACUGCAUCUGUUGACUUGGAGACCAACAACAAGAUCCAGCGUACCAUCGCGACAGAGUUCCGAGAUCGUACAUUGCUUUGCAUUGCGCACCGUUUGCGUACGAUCAUUUCUUACGACCGCGUUCUUGUUAUGGACGCCGGUAUGGUCGCUGAAUUUGAUAUACCUUAUAAUCUGUACCAGAAAGAGGGAGGUUUAUUCAGGGGGAUGUGUGAGGGGAGUAAUAUCACGUUGAAGGAUAUCGAGGCGAGUCGAUAUGGGAUGAUGGCAGAUGAGUACUCCCAGUGAAAAGUUGAGCUAUCAUAGUUCUGGCGUGUCCGAGAGUCUCUUCGAUAAGGAGUAAGUCGAGUCGGUCGGUAUCCCUCGCGCGAUUGUACGAAGCUAUGUUCUGCCCUCGUAACACGCCUACUCCUCUCUGAACCGCCCACCUCGUUGGUUGCCUUUGGCGCUGGGAAACAGGUUGAGGCCCAGGUGAAUCUUCAUAUCCGUGCAUUUCCGACCAUUAAGCGAUGUACGAUCGUCAAUCGUACAAAGAAUACGCGUUUGGGAAACCUGCUUUCCGUGCUGCGUCAAUCGCGCCGUCUGUCGUCUUUGAAGGACUUGUGUUAGACGAUAAGACCAACGUCCAAAGCGUCGUAGGCCAUGCGAACGUAACUUGCACAGCAAUAACGUCCG
Pisolithus orientalis is the source of this 4764-nucleotide messenger RNA. Its product is annotated as ABC protein. Gene Ontology annotation, biological process: transmembrane transport. The transcript is spliced from 34 exons. Gene Ontology annotation, cellular component: membrane. Bases 1 to 4377 code for a protein of 1458 amino acids. Lineage: Eukaryota; Fungi; Basidiomycota; Agaricomycetes; Boletales; Pisolithaceae. Gene Ontology annotation, molecular function: ABC-type transporter activity; ATP binding; ATP hydrolysis activity. The record is from RefSeq and is a predicted model, not a curated record.